AUUUAUUAUAUUAGUAGAGUAGUAGUUAGUGUAAAUGAUCAAGACUCUCCCCAAGCGGUAAUAUUAAAACCGAAUUUUAGUGUAACUAAAGUGUCUGAAGACUGCUCUGCCAUCCGCGAAUAGACCCUUUUUCGGGCAAUUCUCUUUUGGACUCCAUGUGCGAGUUGCAGUGGUUGUUCGCGUGGGGGAAUGGUUGCAACAGGAAAAUGGCUUCAAGCCCAACUUCGACCACAAUUCGUCGGCGACCUCCGCAUUCCAAUUGAAUUUGUACGUAACAAGAUAUGAGGAAAUAUACUCUUUGCAUCCAAUUCCCUCGUACUACCCGCUCGGUGCCGCCCCUUGUUUUCCCUGUUUGAGAUGUAUAAAGCAGGCCAGCUUCCUCGCGUCCAUAUAUAUCUAUCUAUCAAUCAACGUGGGCAAUUGUAUAAACUAUAUAAUAAAUAAUAUUUAAAGGCUUCGGAGUAGUUAUCCACUUGCCCCGCAUCUGCCCGCCCUCAUUCUCUCAAUUUUCUUUAAUCAAUCCUUAUCUAAUAUUUCAACCAAAAAUCAAAAAGAAGAAGAAUAAAAAAAGAAAAAAGCGAAGACAAAGGAGAAUCAGAAACAAAAGUAGAUAAAAAAUACCAAUCAAGAUGGAAACCCACAAAGAUAAAACUAUAACCCCCCUCACCACCGCUGCCGAUAUCGACAAGACCUUCUCCUCAACAACUACAAACCUCGUCUCCUCCUCUCUAAACGCCACCAUCCUCGCCUGUUCCGACGAGUACUUCGCCGCAGCCUCAAACCUCCUCACCCCAACCCCGCCAAUCCACCGCCCUGGCGUCUUCGUACACACAGGAGCCUGGUACGACGGCUGGGAAACGCGCCGCCACAACCCGGAAGAAUUUGACUGGGCCGUAAUCAAGUUAGGCGUCGGCAGCGGUGUCGUCGUUGGCGUGGAAAUCGACACGGCGCAUUUCUACGGCAAUUACGGCGAGAGUGUUCUUGUCGAGGGUACUCACAUUGAUAAACGGGACGGUGCGGAGGCCGGGGACGCCGAGGUCGUCAAGCCUACUUUUAACGGCUGGACGACUAUUCUGCCCAAGCAGCCGUGCGGGCCUUCGCGGCGCCAAGGCUGGUUGCUAUCUCGCCCCUCGGACCCAAUUACUCAUGUACGCGUCAGGAUGUAUCCUGAUGGGGGGUUUGCGCGGGUUAGGUUAUAUGGGCAUGCCGUGCCGGGCCCUGCACCGGCGCCCAAGGCGAUAGUAGCGUCGGCGGAAGGAUCUGCGACGACGGAGUUGGAGGAGCUCUCCUCAGCGCUGAUGGGAGGUCUUGUUGUUUCUGCUAGUAACCAACAUUUCACCCCCGCAUCGAAUACCUUACUUCCCGGCCGUGGGGAGCAUAUGGGUGACGGUUGGGAAACUGCUCGUUCGCGGACACCGGGCCAUGUAGACUGGGCGGUUGUUAAGCUCGGGUUGGUAGGGACGAUAGAGAAGGUCGUGGUUGAUACGAAGGACUUCCGAGGAAACUUCCCAAGGGCGGUUAGGGUGCAUGGGUUCCUGAAGAAGGAUGUUAAGGAGGGACAGGAUCCAAAGUUUGAUGAUGAAGGGUGGGUGGAGGUUGUACGGGGAGAUCAGCCGUGCAAGGCGGAUUUGGAACAUGUGUUUGAAGGGGGAUUGUUGGGUAGUGAAGUUGGAGGGAAGGCGUUUAGCCAUGUUAUGUUGACAAUGGUGCCAGAUGGAGGGGUCAAGAGGUUCAGGGUGUUUGGCAGGAGGGCUGUGUGAAGAACGAGUGCUUCACCUUAUUUUAUUCAUUAAACCUGUAAAUAAGGGGAAAUGCACAUCUCUAGAACUUAGUAUACAGUUGUAAGUGUGGAAAUCAAAACUUUUCGGUCCUCAUAUAAGGAGAUUUCCAUUCACCAAAUUCUAUCACUGGUCACCAUUUUAGGGGACUAUACAAUAAUAAUAAUAAUAAUAAAUAAAUAAUAAAAAAACAGAACCUAGAUAACACAGUGAACCAGCAUUGCCCCAUUUUUAUGGUAACACUAUAGAAACAUUAUAUGUGCCGUGGAGAAGAGUCAAGAGGAGUAAAA
This is a messenger RNA of Blastomyces dermatitidis ER-3, 2068 nucleotides long. RefSeq names its product allantoicase. Gene Ontology annotation, molecular function: allantoicase activity. NCBI's taxonomy places the organism in Eukaryota, Fungi, Ascomycota, Eurotiomycetes, Onygenales, Ajellomycetaceae. Gene Ontology annotation, biological process: allantoin catabolic process. Bases 630 to 1760 code for a protein of 376 amino acids. The record is from RefSeq and is a predicted model, not a curated record. The transcript has a single exon.